This is a messenger RNA of Gasterosteus aculeatus aculeatus (three-spined stickleback), 1196 nucleotides long. RefSeq names its product twist family bHLH transcription factor 1b (gene twist1b). Gene Ontology annotation, molecular function: protein dimerization activity; DNA-binding transcription factor activity, RNA polymerase II-specific; RNA polymerase II transcription regulatory region sequence-specific DNA binding. The record is from RefSeq and is a predicted model, not a curated record. NCBI's taxonomy places the organism in Eukaryota, Metazoa, Chordata, Actinopteri, Perciformes, Gasterosteidae. Gene Ontology annotation, biological process: regulation of transcription by RNA polymerase II; developmental process.
AGUUUCUCAAGUACCAGAGAAGACUUGUCCUCCCAGGAACCCAUCUAUGGAUACUUUGGUGUCGUCAGAGCCAGACAGACGUACAGGUGGACCGGUUCCGUGACUUCAUGAGAGGGGAAUCCGUUUCGGGACACUUUCUAGCCGCCGUCUUGCCCGAGCGGAGAUGUCUGAGGAAAACCUGGGGGAAGAGUCGAGCAGCUCCCCUGUCUCUCCUGCGGACAGCCUGAGCAACAGCGAGGGGGAGUUGGACAGACAGCCGAAGAGGUGUGGGAGAAAGAAGAGACCGAGCAGGAGAAACGGGGAGGACUCAGAUAGCCCGACCCCUGGGAAAAGAGGGAAGAAGUCCAGCAGCAGCAGCCCCCAGUCGUUCGAGGAUCUCCAGUCGCAGCGGGUCAUGGCCAACGUGCGCGAGCGCCAGCGGACGCAGUCCCUCAACGAGGCGUUCACGUCUCUGCGGAAGAUUAUUCCCACUUUGCCCUCGGACAAACUCAGCAAGAUACAGACUCUUAAGCUCGCGGCCAGAUACAUCGACUUCCUGUACCAGGUGCUGCAGAGCGACGAGCUGGACUCCAAGAUGUCCAGCUGCAGCUAUGUGGCGCACGAGAGGCUGAGCUACGCCUUCUCCGUGUGGAGGAUGGAGGGCGCUUGGUCCAUGUCAACGUCUCACUAACAUCUGGAGAAAUGGUGCCGUAAAUGGUGACUGCUGAUUCUACUUCUCACAUUCUGACGGGACAAUCUGGAGUCCAAUGCUGGAUACAUCGGAUCCCUGUAUUUAAUGAACCAAAAGCGGCAGAAGUCUUGGGGGACCUUUUUUUUUGCAGAGGCCCAAAAUGGGACUUGCGUUAUUACACUCCCAUUCUGAUGCGUUUUUAUGUUGUUGACGACGAACGAUGAACAUAUCAUGUGGUUAUUCUGAAGGAAAGGGGCAUUUUAAAAUGCAUGUUUUAGGAGGUAUUUCCGUGGAGGUCAAAGUGCAUCAUCAAAGCAGUCGUUGUACCUUUUCACAUUUGUAGACUGUGUGGAUCUAACCUGUGAGAUAAAAACAUUUUCGGAAUACAUUAAUUUAUUUAUUGGUGAAACGUGAUACAUUGAGGAAUAGAUCUUGUGUCUGAAAUACAAAAUGCAUUCCUAUUUUUUACUAUUGUGUUUUUGUAAAUGUUUGUAUAUGUUUUGCAUUAAAGAAAACGACGAUUUAA